CGAAGAUGGCGGUCGUGGAAGAGAGAGUGGAUGCGGGUGUUGGAGCUCUGGAGUGUGGAUCUAUUUCCCCGCGACUAUCCACUCCGCCCCCGGACCACGCUCACCAGAACAACCCGCUCCUGGGGCUCCCUAUCGUGGUCAUCGACACCAUUCUAAAUUGCCUCACUUACGAUGAAAUCAGUUUUCUCCGCCUGGUGUGUAAGCGGAUGGACGUGAUCUGCCAGCGAAUGCUAAACCAAGGGUUCCUGAGGGUGGAGCGGUACCACAGCCUCUGCCAGAAACAGGUCAAAGCACAGCUGCCCAGACGAGAGUCAGAGAGAAGAAACCACUCGCUUGCACGCCAUGCAGACAUCCUGGCAGCUGUAGAAACACGCCUGUCCUUGCUCAACAUGACAUUCAUGAAAUAUGUGGACUCUAACCUGUGCUGCUUUAUCCCUGGAAAGGUGAUAGAUGAAAUUUACCGGGUGUUGCGCUACGUGAACUCCACGCGGGCCCCCCAGAGAGCUCACGAAGUCCUGCAGGAGCUGCGGGAUAUCUCCUCCAUGGCCAUGGAGUACUUUGACGAGAAGAUUGUCCCCAUCCUCAAAAAGAAGCUCCCUGGGGCUGACAUGUCUGGCCGGCUGAUUGGCUCUCCUCCAGUACCAGGCCCCUCCUCCUCCCUGACCACAAUGUCUCUUUUGGCCAAGAACACACCAUCGCGGUCAGAGAUGACGAAGCUGCAGCAGCAGGUGAAGGUGAACGGGGCAGCUGUGACGGCGUUGCGGCGUGAGAUCUCAGAGAUGAGGGUCAAGCAGCUGGAGCAGCAGAAGCAGCUGCAGGACCAGGAGCAGAAGCUGCUGGAGCAGACCCAGGUGAUUGGAGAGCAGAACGCACGGCUGGCAGAGCUGGAGCGCAAACUGCGUGAACUGAUGGACAGUGCAGUGGGAGACAGCCCUGCCGGGACCAGCCUGGAGACACCUUGCAAGCGCAGCAGGAAGGCAGCGGACAGCCCCCGGCAAUCCAAACGCCUACGGAGCAAAAAAUAAAAGGGGGGGAAAGAUUCCACGGCAAGGCAGUAGCCAGCCGCCCCUCCAGCCACACACACACACGCACACACACACACCAACCCUUUCCCUCUCCCCUUCCUUGACCACUCCAACACUCUCUAGGUUUUGCCCGGCCAUCCAGGGAUUGGGACUGGUAGCCUACUAUAUAUAUUUUGAAUUGGUAAUAUGUUCUGGUUUGGGACAGAAUGGGCAAGCCUGCACAUUAAAAGAAAAAAGGUUAAGUCCUGCUGAAUGAAAUGAAAUUGCUAUCCAUAGAAAGUUCUGCUAGCUGGUGAAAGCUAUGUAAAGCUUUCUUUGAGGGGGAGGUUUAAAAUGGCAGAAGUGGUCCACAGUAAUUUGGAUUUGGUGGUUUGGCAUCGUACUGCAGGUAACUGUGUAGAAAGGUGGAAUGUUUAGGUUCUACUCAUGGAUUUUAUUGGUUAGCAGAUGAGUUAGCUGUAUUUUUUGUAGUUGCUUUUUUUUGUUGUUGCUUUUUUAAGGGAGAUUAAGAAAUGCAAUUUGCUAUAGAGAAGUGGCUCUGGUAGAUCAGAGCAGUUUAAUGAAUGCUCUGAAACCAGCAAUUUGAAUUGAAUUAAGCAAACUACUGAAUGGGUUAUCCCUAUUAAUUUGUACUUUUUUUCAAACUUAUUCAGUUUAAUUUCUUUUUUUUUUUUUUUUUGCUAGUUCUGUAUAUUAAGACAGACAUUUAUUAUUUAGAAGCCUCCUUUACUGUCUCCGUAAAACCUGCACCAAUUAGAAGAAAUCUAUUCUGUAAUCUCAAACUGUUGUUUUUUAAUCUCAUGUCUGUAGUAACCUGGCCUGUGUCCCAUACCCUGCUGCCUUGUAAGUUUACUGGAAGCCUAUGUAUAUUAAACUUUUCUUGAAUUAAUGUUCUGUAUUUGUGCAUUGGCACAAUGGGGCUCCAGCUAUACUUCUGUAUGCAGGGCAUUAUCAUAACAGUCCCAGUGUUCACAGGCUCUAAAAUGAGACCUUGAAUGAACACCAUCAGCACAAACUAAAACAAAAGUAUUUAUGUCAUAUAGGAGAAUGCUUGGAUGUUGUGACUUUACUAAUUAACAUCUGUAAGUACCAAGCGGAUACCAAAGCUUUUUAUGUUUUUAUCCACCCAUUCUGGUUAAAUAGUUUAGCUGUCUUUUUUUAUUUUUAUUUUUUAAAGGAUUAUCAGAUUUUUGUAACCCAUACUUUGAUCUAAAGUGGACUUGCAAUUGUGCCUCUACAAAGCUGUUUAGUGUAGUAGGGGUUGCUCAUACAUUAACCGUGCAUGUUAACGUGCAGAGCCAGAGCUAGAGGCUGCAGGCCAUGUUCUCCAAUGUCGUUUCGAUACAAAUAACUGAUUGAAAAAAACAAAACAAAAACGCUGUGCUCAAAAUAAAUCUAUAAUGUUAAUGUAGGGGCAGAUCGGCAUUCGUGAAACAGCACUGAUUUGAGUUUGCAAGUCAUACCUGUAAUCCAGGUAAUCUCCUGGGAUUAUUUAGAAGUGUUGUCUGGGGUCAUACUAUGGCGCUCUUGUUUACUGUGGUUUUAAGAUGGUAAAUUUUAUUAUCCAGCAUUGUAAAAAAAAAAAAAAAAAAAAAAAUUGUGUUGAAAUCCUUGUUUUAAAUUUAUUUUUACAAAGGCUAUGUCCAAUUUUCAGAUAAUGCAUCUUGUAAGACAUAUGAUGGAGUAGAGCAGCUGCAAAUUCAACCAAAUUUGUUGCCCAUCAGUGCCUGCUCCUGCUUUCAGCCCCUGCCCACAGAGCCAGUGAAAAUACUUCAGCUCACAGUUGCCCUCUUUAAGGUAUUUGUUUUUAGUUGCAUAGUUGUUCUACAGCUUUGCUGUUACCAAGCUCUUCUAACCUGUAUACAGCUACCAUUGGGCCAAACAGACACAUUGGUGAUUACCUCUGAUCAAACUAGUCUGCCUCAGCAAGCAAGCAGCUUGCUUUAAUUGUUUGGAAAGAAUUACAUUAGAUGUUGGAGGGCAAUAUGAGAUGUAGGGAAAUCUGUAAUUCUCCAAGGGCAAAUCAGAAUCCACAGAAUUCUGUUUGCAUUUGUUUGUUUUGGGAGAAGAAAACUAUGUUCAAAGUUUGCCCUUCAUUGUAUCUUGUUCUCAAGUUUGUCUGUUCUCCAAACUGAUUAGCCACCCCAGGUUCAACACUGCUAUGAUAGUGUUCCCACAGGCUGUUCUGUUAUUUUUUGUCUGUAACCACUUAUUACCAAAUUAAACAAAUGACCAGUUUUAAUAACUGAAAAGUGGUUGAUAAGCCUCCACGCUUUUCUUUUGGGUAGCAUUUGGUGUAUUUUUAGUUUGGGCCUUUUUUGGCAACAGUUGCGGUGGGUUGGAUUCAAAUGUUUUAAACAAUGGUCAGUCAAUUGGCAGGUGCUUCCUGAAAGACAAAAAUGUACCGUAGCCCACGCAUUGGAUUAGUGAACGAAACGUGGCUGAUUUGUGGAAGCACUGCAUUGGGUUGAAAUCAAAAGGUGGGGUGGGGUUGAUGCAUGGAGUUUAGUCCAUGAGGAAAUGUCAGAUAGGGUGAUUGUGACCUUGCAUAAAUUUAUUUAUUUUUAUUACACAGUUAAGUCCACUUUAAGUCAUCACUAUUGGUUCAGUAAGAUUGAAUAAUGCAACAUCUGUAGAGAUGUCCAAAAAGAUGUGUUUAAGUAAGCAUUGCAAUUAAGUUAUGAGCAACCACUAUUGUUCCAAGUAAAAUCCCAGUUAGAAAGGUGAACUGUAACCACGCUUUUUUUUUUUUUUUUUUUUUUUGCACAAUAAUUAACUUGUACUCUACAUACAUCCAGUUUAGAUUGUAAAUGUCUUUAGUAAGAUCAGUCAGGCUUUGUACCCUAUUUUGUUUAAGCAAAACCCUGUUGUCUUGUGUUCAUACAUUCUGCUUGUUAGGGAACAGUCACAGUUGGAAGAAUAGUUUUUUCAAUGACUGCAAGCCAUUUCUUCCUUCUCAAUUGUGGCAUGUUGGUAAUUGCAGUAACCAGUGAUAGCUGUAAGAGGACAAUAUAUAUAUAUACACACAUGUAAAGUGUGGCUGAACACAGGG
This is a messenger RNA of Polyodon spathula (Mississippi paddlefish), 4077 nucleotides long. Its product is annotated as F-box only protein 28-like. The transcript has 5 exons. Gene Ontology annotation, biological process: protein polyubiquitination. NCBI's taxonomy places the organism in Eukaryota, Metazoa, Chordata, Actinopteri, Acipenseriformes, Polyodontidae. The record is from RefSeq and is a predicted model, not a curated record. Gene Ontology annotation, molecular function: protein binding. Bases 6 to 1025 code for a protein of 339 amino acids.